AACCGGGGUUAUUUAUAAUGCUUCAUUUUUGUAUGUGUAACUCUAGUUGGGCGCAAGCUGAAUAGCAACGGAACUUAACGGAUUUAAACACAUUCCACCGAGAAACUAAUUUGGAACGAGAAACAUGGAAGUUCAAGAAACAACCACAAAACCGGGAAAAUCAAACCGUUUUUGUUUCUGUGCCUUUAUCUCAACGUUUAUCCUAUUGGCUAUUUUGAUAAUACUAGUUUCGGCUGUUUUACAUAAAAUUCACUCUCAAGGACCAACACCAUCAUCUUUCAUACCAAGUAGAGGUGCAACCGUGAACGAGCGAUUUCCAGGCUAUUUCAGGACUAAAAAACAACAAGAGAAUUUCGAAAAGGAGAACCGAUUCGUCCACACGGGCUGUUGUAAUUCGGACCCGCAUUACGUUUCCCCUACCUAUUGGGUUGAUUCGGAAGAUGUCAACAGAACUAUUGCACAGUUUGAUGGACAUCAACAAUAUUUUCUACAAGAAUCUUGCAUACAGAUUGCAAAUUGUUUGUCAUGUAGAUGCCAAACAUUGCCAUAUUUAGUUACGGCCGUCUACGUUGUCGCAGUAGAUUCAUACGAUGUCGGCUGGUUUGAUCUCGGUUCGUGUUGUAAAUGCAUCAACAGUUGAUUUCCAUGUGUAAGGCCCAGACUCCCUUUUCUGUAGUUGCGCAAAUAGCAAGAAAACGACGUCGACAUGGCUCAUUAUGUGCAUAUGUAGAUAGUAUGUCAAGUACUACGGAUCGCGCACACGCAUACGGAUGCGUAUACGCCUACGCCUAGCGCCUAGCGGACAAAAGGAGUCUGAGCGUAAUUCUGUUUGUAGUAGACCUAUACUAUGCUGUUUGUGGGGAAAACUCUACAUAAAACGCCGGGUUAGAUCGUAUUCUUCAGUCAAAUACAUUGAAUUGCAGCUUUGG
Messenger RNA from Lottia gigantea (owl limpet), 929 nucleotides. RefSeq lists its product as hypothetical. The transcript is spliced from 6 exons. NCBI's taxonomy places the organism in Eukaryota, Metazoa, Mollusca, Gastropoda, Lottiidae. Bases 125 to 640 code for a protein of 171 amino acids. The record is from RefSeq and is a predicted model, not a curated record.